This is a messenger RNA of Tympanuchus pallidicinctus (lesser prairie-chicken), 6489 nucleotides long. RefSeq names its product collagen type XXIV alpha 1 chain (gene COL24A1). NCBI's taxonomy places the organism in Eukaryota, Metazoa, Chordata, Aves, Galliformes, Phasianidae. The transcript has 60 exons. Gene Ontology annotation, molecular function: extracellular matrix structural constituent. The record is from RefSeq and is a predicted model, not a curated record. The coding region runs from base 148 to 5217 and encodes 1689 amino acids.
GUGCGCGGGCCGCCCUCGGGCUGUCGUGGAGCUCGGCGGAGAGCUCGGGGCCGGCGGCGGUUCAUGGACAGUACCUGAGGCUCCGGCGGCGCUGCGUUUGGCUCCGGCUUUCCCUCGGACCUCCGCUGCCCGGGCAAAUGCAUACAAAUGCAUUUGGGAGCCGAGAGGACAAGGCGAGGACGCAUCUCUCCCACGGCACCAACGAAGAUCCUUCUUCUUUGUAUCUCAAUAUGUACCGCCGCGGGUGCUGCGAAAGCACCCAAACGAGCAGUAGAUGUUCUUCAUCAGCUCGGCCUUGUGAGCGAUGUCCAGCAGCCGUCAGUGACGCCAGUGCCCUCAGCAGUGCCACCCUUGCCCCAGGGAGUUCACCUGGUUGUGUCCGGAGUUGUGCUGACUGCUGACGCUCGUGUUGAGGCCUCCGUUGCUCAAGUUAUACCAGCAAGUCUAGGGCAUCACUUCACCAUAUUGGUUGGGUUGUACUCUUACACUGUAAAUAAUGCUUUUCUUUUCAGUAUUAGGAACAAAACUAGACUGCAGUUUGGUGUCCAGUUACUACCGAGAAAGGUAGCAGUGCACACUGGAGGGAAGCAGCCUGCAUACUUCGAUUAUAGUGUUCAUAAUGAACAGUGGCAUUGGUUUGCCAUUGAAAUUAGAGAUAAGACUGUCUCAAUAUUUGCUGAAUGUGGACAGAAGUAUUAUAGCAGGGAAAUGCUUUAUGAAGUGGAGGCAUUUGAUUUGGAUGGUUUAUUUACCCUGGGAAGGAUGAACUCUCACUCUGUCAGCUUUGAAGGAGUUAUAUGCCAGCUAGAUAUCAUUCCCUCUGCAGAAGCCUCUGCAAACUAUUGUAAAUACAUGAAACAGCAGUGUCGCCAGGCCGAAACGUAUCGAUCUCUGCUAGGAACACCAUAUGCAUCAGGUGUGCUAGAUGUUUCUUUGAAGAAAAAGAUUGGUGAGAAAAAACAGUGGGAAGAUGUAUCUUACAGAAGGAAGGAAGCAUCAAAUGAUCCUGUUACCAACAUUGCUCAGAUUCACUCCAUACUGGAGUACCUUGAGUCAAUAAAUGUCUCAACAUCAGAAUUUGCAGAGUCUAAACCCCUGCUGUUAGAAGUGUGGCCGGAAACAGAACUCCAGGAGGAGGUCAGUCUGCUCCUUCACCAGCAGGACCCAAGCAAAGAAAGAGGCAGCACUGAAAAAAACAAGGCUUCAUAUCCAAAUACUUCACAUACUAUCACAGAAGAUGCAGACAGACAAAGUGAGCUUUCUCUGAUCUUCCCUUUAAAACAGAAUAAAAUGAAAAACAAGGGAGUGAACAAAGAAAAACAGCAUUUAGGUGAAUCAACCAAAAAGCAGCAAAUCUUCAACACAACUCUGUACAGUUUGACUGCUGACCUCUCCGUGGAUAAUCAGCUUGGUUUGGAGGAAGAAGGUCCAUUUGAUGCUAAUAACACUUAUCGCACAGAAAACACUUAUUAUAUUGAUGUUGAUAACUACAACUAUGAAGAUCAAGGCAAAAUGUUUGAAAUAGGAAGUAGCAGAGGUUUAAAGGGGGAGACUGGACCUCCUGGUCCUCCAGGUCCUCCAGGUCUACCUGGCCCAUCAGGAAAAAGAGGUCCUCGGGGUAUUCCAGGACCACAUGGUAAUCCAGGUUUGCCAGGACUGCCGGGUCCAAAGGGCCCUAAAGGGGACCCAGGGUUCUCCCCAGGACAGGCAAAACGUGGAGAAAAGGGUGAUCCAGGCCCAAUAGGCUUUUCAGGACCACCAGGGAUGAAAGGCCAGAAGGGUCAUAAAGGUUUUAUGGGACUUCAAGGGCCACGGGGUGAGCAGGGAGUUCCAGGAAUGGCUGGCAAUGUUGGGGCAGUUGGUUACCCUGGCAGGCAGGGCUCAGCUGGACCAGAAGGUAACCCAGGCCCUAAAGGUGCAAGGGGUUUCAUUGGACCUCCAGGGGUGGCAGGACAAAGAGGAUCUGAAGGAGAAAGGGGCAUUCCAGGCUUCCAUGGAAAAAGAGGACCUAAAGGGAGACAGGGUUUUCCUGGUGACUUUGGAGACAGAGGUCCCCCAGGGCCAGAUGGGAAUCCUGGAAUUGUUGGUGGUGUUGGUCCUCCUGGAUUUCCAGGACUGAGAGGAGACGUGGGGCCAGCAGGACUGAGUGGACCAUCAGGAAUUCCAGGGCCCAUGGGUCUUCCAGGAAAUAUGGGGCAGCCUGGAAUGAAAGGUGAUAAGGGUGAGCAUGGCCUUGCAGGAGAUCCAGGAGAUCAGGGGUACCCGGGAGACAAGGGUGCUCCUGGUUCACCGGGACCUCCAGGAAUCAGGGGAAAACCUGGACCCCAAGGAAAAAUUGGAGAACCUGGAUCCCAAGGACCAAUGGGUCCCCCAGGUCCUGAGGGUUUUCCAGGAGAUAUUGGAGUACCUGGAUUAAAUGGCCCCGAAGGUCCCAAGGGACUUCUGGGUGACCGGGGAUCUUUAGGGCCACAGGGACCAAAAGGAGUUGAGGGAGAAGUAGGACCAGCUGGACCUAUUGGCACAGUUGGCCCAAGAGGAAAACCAGGACAGAAAGGUUAUCUGGGUGACCCUGGACCAGAAGGUUUAAAGGGAGAACAAGGAGACCAAGGAAACAUUGGAAAAACUGGUGAAGCAGGAUCAGCUGGCUUACCUGGAGAAACUGGGCCAUCUGGAAGCCUUGGUGAAAAGGGAGAGAGAGGCAGUCAAGGACCAGUAGGUCCUCCUGGAGAGAAAGGUGUGAUGGGUUACCUAGGACCUCCAGGAGGCCCUGGGCCAGUGGGGCCAGAAGGUUUACCUGGACCUUCUGGGACAAGGGGACCACCAGGGCCACAGGGGCCUAAGGGCAGAAGGGGGCCUAGAGGUGUAGAUGGUCCUCUUGGAGAGCCGGGUACACAAGGUAUUAAGGGAGAAAAAGGAGAUCCAGGAAAGAAAGGCACUCCUGGGCUCAUUGGUAAAGCUGGAAAUCCAGGUCAAAGAGGAGAUCAAGGAGCACGUGGUUUGCCUGGGCCUCCUGGAACCACAGGAGACAGAGGACCAAUGGGAGAGACAGGUCCAAGAGGACAACCAGGAGAUGCAGGUGCAAUUGGAGAUAUGGGUUUUGAGGGACCUCCUGGCCCUGAAGGAGAACCUGGACUGCAGGGAGAACCAGGCACAAAGGGAGACACUGGGCCUGCUGGGAAGGCUGGAGAAGCUGGUGACCAAGGCUUAAGGGGUGAACCAGGACCUCCAGGAGAAGAUGGUGUACAGGGAAGAGAUGGCCCAAAGGGAGAUCCUGGAGAACAGGGACUUCAUGGAGAAGCUGGUGAAAAAGGAGAGAUGGGAACACCAGGAAAUGUUGGACCCCCUGGUGAACCUGGCAUAAUGGGUAUUCCAGGUCCUGAAGGAAGACCAGGAAACCCAGGUCAGAGAGGCCGUUUGGGAAAGAAGGGGGAAAAAGGGCAGCUUGGCCCUCCUGGAGAAAUUGGUCCUCCUGGUGAUUCUGGUCAACCUGGAAAAACUGGUCCUAAAGGUGCAAGAGGAACUCGAGGCCCCUUGGGACAUCCUGGAGGAAUGGGACCAGGAGGAGAGCUAGGCAUUCCAGGUUAUGGGGGUCACCAAGGUCCUGCAGGGCCUCCAGGGCCCCCAGGACCCAAAGGAGAAAAGGGUUACCCAGGAGAAGACAGUACAGUACUUGGACCACCUGGGCCCAUAGGUGAACCAGGGCCCACUGGGGAACGUGGAGAUAGAGGAGAACCUGGUGAUGAGGGCUACAAGGGUCAUAUAGGUCUUCCAGGGCUUAGAGGACCAAUUGGACAACAGGGGCCUCCAGGAGAGCCAGGUGAACUGGGAGAGCAAGGACUGAAAGGAGAAAGAGGUUCAGAAGGGCCCACAGGGAAGAAAGGAGCAACGGGUCAGGCGGGCAAACCUGGCAUUCCUGGAAAACUGGGACCAGUAGGGCAGAAAGGAGCAGUGGGCUACCCUGGUCCAGAGGGCAUUCCUGGGAACCCUGGCAAGCCUGGACUGUCAGGAAAAUCUGGCCCUAAGGGUAAUAAAGGAAGCCCAGGCUUAGCAGGUCUGGCAGGUUAUCCUGGAGCUCGAGGUCCAAAGGGAUUGCCAGGCAUGCCCGGGCCCAUGGGAGCACCCGGGCUAAAGGGUGCAGAAGGACUUCAGGGUCAUCCAGGAAAACGGGGUAAAAGAGGCCAUCCAGGAUCACAAGGUGACCAGGGGCCAGUGGGAGAGGUUGGAGCCAAAGGACAAACUGGAGAAGAUGGAGAUCAAGGUUUGAUGGGGUUUCAAGGAUUCCCAGGUCCAAAAGGUCCUGCAGGAGAUGUUGGCUUAGUUGGAAUUCUGGGCCCGAAAGGCCCAACAGGGCAAAUUGGAUAUAUUGGGCCUGUUGGUCAAGAAGGCAUUGCAGGCCCAACUGGCAGGCCUGGACCGAGAGGUGAGAAGGGCACAAGGGGUGAAAUGGGACCCCAGGGACCUCAGGGCCAGACAGGGGCACCUGGGUCACCUGGGCCACCAGGACCAAGAAAACUUGUGGACAUCAAUGCUGCUGUUCAGGCUUUGAUUGCAUCAAAUGCUGCAUUGCAGAUGGAGAGAUACCAGAAUACUGAAGUAACUUUACUGGAUCACAGUACAGAGAUAUACAAAACACUGCACUACCUUAGCAAUUUACUGCACAGCAUCAAGAACCCCCUUGGCACACGGGAUAACCCAGCACGCAUCUGCAGGGACUUGCUCAGCUGUGAGCGCAAAGUGUCCGACGGAAAGUACUGGAUUGACCCCAACAUUGGCUGUCCCUCUGAUGCCAUUGAAGUUUUCUGCAACUUCACAGCGGGUGGUCAGACAUGUUUAACACCACCAUCUGUGACAAAGCUGGAGUUUGGCAUUGGAAAAGUGCAGAUGAACUUUCUUCAUUUACUGAGCUCAGAAGCAACACACAGUAUCACAGUUCACUGUCUGAACACACCGAUGUGGGGAUUAAGUGAGGCAGGAGGCCAGAAGACAUCUCUUAGCUUCAAAGGUUGGAAUGGACAAGUGUUUAAAGCCAAUUCACUACUUGAACCGAAGGUGCUUGUGGAUGAAUGCAUGAUUCAGGAUGGCAGCUGGCACAAGACACAGUUCUUUUUUCACACUCAGGACACCAAUCAGCUUCCGGUUGUUCAAGUUCAUACUCUUCCUCAUCUCAAACCAGGACAGCAGCACUUCAUAGAAAGUGGCUUGGUGUGCUUCCUUUGAGUUUUGUGUCCUGGUUCCUUUGCAUCAGUGCAGGACUGCUGCGGAGUGAGUGUGAAAGUAAUGAAUGAGGCAAAAUUGCUUUCAAACUGAAGAAUCGCUUUAAACACUGCUGGUUAAAGAACCUCAGGAAGAAGGAGAAAUGGCAUUUAAAAACAAAGAAAAAAAAAAGAAAAGACUACAAUUUUCCUAAAGUAUUUAAAUCUCUUUUUAAUACUGGUUGGUGCUUUCUUGCAUAAUUUCCUGGAACUGAAUAUCUGAGCAUGGAAUUUUUCAGGACCUCUGGUGUUCUUGACAAUCUGUAUGACAGCACUGCAAAAGAACACUAUGAGGAAAGCUGGAGACAUACAAUACCAUGGAGCAAUACUGGCUAAUGCUCCUAAAUGUGCAAUAGCUAUAUCUGAAAAGUGAACUAUGCCACAAUACAAUAAGUCGUCUUUUUCUCGGUUCUAUAGCAGUCCUUUGUGGACACACACAUCUUAACAGAUGACACACUACCUCUUACAUGUACCCUGUCUGUGUUGCCUUGGUGCUCUUUGUAACACAAGGUGCUGGUGGCCUUAACAGAGACUAUGUGAGUCCAUUUUUAUCUUUCAGACUGUAUGUGCCGGUUACAUCAGGAUCUGUCUCUGUUAUCAAGGUACUUAUUUUAAAUCAUUGGUCACAUAUUUUACUACAACUAAACCAUUAUUUAUGUGGAUUUCUUGUUUAAAAUAUUUUUGCGUACUGUUGUGGAAAUGGCAUAUAAGACAGCACGUUGUAUAUAAUGCAUAUAGUCAAAACAGUUAGCUUUACAGCCAUUGAAGACAACAGCCCGUUGUAGAAGAGCUACCUACAGUAGUUUUCAGUUUUUUCAGUUAACUUUUUUUGAAUGACAAAGGCAUCUUAAGAUGAUAUACUGUGUAUAUAUUUGUAACUCAUUAAAUCUCCUACAGCAUGUCUUUUGAAAGCGGGCUGUUAAGUUAUAAUCAGCAUUUCAUCCACUUAGUCGUCAUUUUUUUGUAAUAUUAUUAGAUCAUUUCAGUUUCCUUAAAUUAAACCUAAAAUGCUCAACCAUCUUCUUUUGUUUAAAACACACAAAACAAUUUUACUAUUAAGAAAAACACUCUUUAUAAAGAUAUCCCUCAACAUAUUACCAAUCAAAAACCUGCUGAAUAAUUCAUGAAGAUGGUGCCAAACCACACUGGGGACUGAGAAGCAUUCAAACAACUUGCUUAACUGACUUGACCCAUAGGAAAUCAUACUGAAAAUAUAAUAAAAUAAGAUUCCACCCUA